CUCUCAUUCCCAUGGAGAUGAGGCUGCCGGCCGCCAGGCCCUAGUUCCUCGCCCCCUUUGUGAGAAACAGGAAGUUGGGACCUUUGUCAGCUGGCGGCACCCUCUACACUAAAUAUUUAUCUUGGAGUCCAGGUCAGAGCCCUGGAGAGUAAGAAGCUCGUGGCUGGGCAGAGGGCAUGGCCAGGAUUCCUGCAAUUGGAAGAUCUUCAGCCGCACCAUCUUUGGAGAACAAGGAAGAAAAUGAAAGUGAAAUGGCCCUCCUUAGUCCCAAGGAGCCUAACAGAGGACACUCGGAGGAGCAGCGGGCGCACCCCGCGGCCUCUGACCUUGACGCCAGCAUGCAGGGCGCCCCCUGCAGCCUCGCCGCUGGGCUCAGCCUGGACGACUUCAUCCCUGGGCACCUGCGGGCCCGCGUGGGCUCAGCAUCCCGGGGCUCACGGUUCCACGAUCCCGCGCCCAGGACCGUGUGCAAUGGCUACUACCCACCCAGGAGGGAUGCUGCCCGGCACCCAGAGCCUGCCUGGUAUCAGACCUGGCCAGGCCCUGGGAGCCGGCCCUCUGCCAGCCCGAAGACCCCUGCCUCCCCGCACGCCCAGAACUGGUCAGCCACGUGGACCAAGGACAGCAAGCGCCGGGACAAGCGCUGGGUCAAGUACGAAGGCAUCGGGCCCGUGGACGAGAGUGGCAUGCCCAUCGCCCCCCGAUCCAGUGUCGACAGCCCCAGAGACUGGUACCGGAGGAUGUUCCAACAGAUUCACCGGAAGAUGCCAGACCUGCAGCUGGACUGGACCUCUGAGGAGCUACCCAAAGACCCCCGACAUCCAGGGCCCCAGCAAAGACCCAGCUCCAGGCCCAGCCCAGUGGGGACUUCCAGCCGGAAAACCUGGGACCACACUGGAGAGCUACCGAGAAGCACCUACACCUGCAGUCCUGGAGUGUCCUCCUCUGGACCCCAGCCCCCAAAUCAGGUACCGGUACCCAGAUGCCGGGAGAAAGACAGCGUUUGGGCAGAAGAUUCGUGGAACCAGUUUCUGCACGAAAUAGAGACUGGGCAGAAGCCAAAGAAACCCCUGGUGGACAACAACCCUGUGGAGAAGCCCUCCCAGCCCAUCGAGGUCUUGCUGGAGAGGGAGCUGGCCAAGCUGAGCGCUGAGCUGGACAAGGACCUGCGGGCCAUCGAGACUCGGCUGCCAUCCCCCAAGAGCUCGCAGGCGCCCCGACGGACCCCGGAGCCGCGGCCCGCAGCCGGCGCGGCCUCCGCCUGGAACUCCAGCACCCUGCAUGCGUCUCACCUGGCUUCCUCACGACCCCUGAGCCCCCACAGAAUGGCGGAUGGAGGAAGCCCUUUCCUGGGGCGGAGGGAUUUUGUCUACCCCUCCUCAGCCCGAGACCCCGUGGCCGCCGACCGAGGGGGCAGCCCCGCCAGGAGGGACGAGAAGAAGAGGAAGGCCGCCCGGCUAAAGUUCGACUUCCAGGCGCAGUCCCCCAAGGAGCUGACUCUGCAGAAGGGUGACAUUGUCUACAUCCACAAGGAGGUGGACAAGAACUGGCUGGAAGGGGAGCACCAUGGCCGACUAGGCAUCUUCCCUGCUAACUACGUGGAGGUGCUGCCCGCAGAUGAGAUCCCCAAGCCCAUCAAACCGCCGACCUACCAGGUGGUGGAGUACGGAGAAGCCGUGGCCCAGUACACCUUCAAAGGGGACCUGGAGGUGGAACUGUGCUUCCGCAAGGGAGAGCGCAUCUGCCUGAUCCGCAAGGUUAACGAGAACUGGUACGAGGGCCGCAUCACUGGCACCGGGCGCCAGGGCAUCUUCCCCGCCAGCUACGUGCAGGUGUGCCGCGAGCCCCGCCUGCGGGUCUGCGAGGACGGCCCGCAGCUGCCCGCCACCACCCGGCUGGCCCGGCAGCCCGGCUCCCCCUCGGGGCCACACAGCCCGGCCGACCCCACCGACUGGGGGGGCCGCACCUCCCCCCGCCGCACCAGCCUCUCCUUCCCCACCCAGGAGUCCAGACCGCAGGCUCAGAGCCUCAGCACCCCUGGGCCAGCGCUGUCCCAUCCUCGAGGCUCCAGCCGUCCCCUGGACUUGGGGGCCCCCGCCCCCCACACCACUCAGAUACACUGGACCCCGUACCGGGCCAUGUACCAGUACAGGCCACAGAAUGAUGAUGAGCUGGAACUCCGCGAGGGGGACCGCGUGGAUGUCAUGCAGCAGUGUGACGAUGGCUGGUUUGUGGGUGUCUCCCGCAGAACUCAGAAGUUCGGGACAUUCCCUGGCAAUUACGUAGCUCCGGUGUGAGUGGUGUGUAUGGGAACCAUGGGAGCCGGCCAGGAUGGGGCGGGGAGCUGUAGCCCUUCAGGACGGGGAGAGAGGACCGCCACUCCCUCCUCCCCCAGGACCUGCGCUCCCAGCCUCUGCGCACACCCCGGCAGCCUUUCCCUCGGAGCCCCCGGAAGCCCCUGGACUGGCUGCCACCCACAGCUUACAGGCAUCCCUACAGCCCUUUCAUCCCCCCUGUCCCCAAAUACAGAGGUCUGCUUUGAAGUGGAGACUGUUGGCAGGCCUUAUUGGGACCAGACCCUGCGUCCCCUAGCCCCAUCCUACUGCGCUGCUUCCUCUAACAGGGGCUGGCUCCCAGCUUCACCCCCAUGGGGUCCCUCUAACAAGGACCAGCUUUCUAGCCUGACAGAGACCAAAGGCGUCCGGUCUCUCCAGCUUGCCUGCUGGCCUCUCUGCCUUCUUGCCUCCAGCUGAGCCUGGGAGCCAGGUGGGAGCCAGAGGCAGCCCCCUCUGUAGGCGUCUGAGGCCUAGCCAGAGGCCUCCUCGCCCUGGGCCUGAGCUCCACACCGCCCCCUGCUGGCCCGACCCAGACGCUGCACAGGGGACACUCACUUUGCUAGCCUCCUGCCUCCCAGCUCUCCCACCCGACGCCCAAGUCCCCUCUGGAAGAGAAUGUACAAUAAAGCUGGACUC
This is a messenger RNA of Lepus europaeus (European hare), 2972 nucleotides long. RefSeq names its product sorbin and SH3 domain containing 3 (gene SORBS3). The transcript is spliced from 21 exons. Gene Ontology annotation, molecular function: protein binding. Lineage: Eukaryota; Metazoa; Chordata; Mammalia; Lagomorpha; Leporidae. The coding region runs from base 177 to 2297 and encodes 706 amino acids. The record is from RefSeq and is a predicted model, not a curated record.